GUUUCAGUUCUGAUGUCGUUGCAGUUCUGGUUGACUCUUCGAAGGCAGCAAGGUGGCAAGGCAUCAACAUCUUGUCGAGUGCAGUGCAUUGAUGCGACUAGUAUCGGUUUCAGCCUCAGGCACUAAGGCACCAACAUUAUUAAGCAGCUCCCGGCUUGAAUUGCUUGAAGCUUUUCCAUUCAUCUCCAGUUGUCCAUCACGACCUCACGACCUACAAUUCAUCAGGAGCGCUCGCACACGAAGCUUCGGAACAUCCCCCGAUCCAAAAUGCUUGCCCAAUCCCUCCGAGUUUCACGCCAAUGCGUGGCUCGGCUCUCCCGCCAGCAACUCUCAUCCGUCUCCCGACGAACAUUGACGGUGUCCGCCGUCCGACAAGCCGACCUGGUCCAGGACAUCUACCUCCGCGAACUCCGCAACUUCAAGCCCGCCCCCGUCAAGGCGACCGACGCCGAAGGCCACGUCCACACGUUUUCGAUGCCCAAGGUGCCCGCGUCGCCAGAGGAGGCCGACUUGGCGAAGGAGAUGCAGGCGUAUGAGACGCAGGCUGUCGAGGUGGAGGGCCAGGCGGAGGAAGGUGGACAGCCGGUCGUAGAGGAGGAUUGGUUUGUUGAGGAGGAAGAGGAGGCGGCUUCUGCGCAACAUUAAGCCCGGAACUAUUGGGGCUAGAUUGUGAAUAGAGGGGGAUUGUAUCAAUAUAUUGAGCGAUUCAAAGAUGAAUAUCGAUUCAAAACUCCGGAACCAAGAUGGGAACUUUGGAGAUCUCCAGUUCCUCACGAGAUGCAAUGCCGAAUGUACAUCAUGCUCUGAUUCCUUUGAACCGUAUUCGAAAACCUGUCAGUCUGCCACUUGAUGCCUUCCACUAUCCAAACAGCCUGAACACAAUGACCCCGCUGAUGGC
Messenger RNA from Eremomyces bilateralis CBS 781.70, 898 nucleotides. RefSeq lists its product as uncharacterized. Gene Ontology annotation, biological process: proton motive force-driven ATP synthesis. The transcript has 3 exons. The record is from RefSeq and is a predicted model, not a curated record. The coding region runs from base 268 to 645 and encodes 125 amino acids. Lineage: Eukaryota; Fungi; Ascomycota; Dothideomycetes; Eremomycetales; Eremomycetaceae.